UCAGAGCUGUGACAGGUCGGCGCUUACCUGCUAGGUGCCUGUUAGAAAUGAAAACAACCAGAAGUGACACACGAGAUGUUAUCAAGACAUCAUUUUGAGGAAUAAACCGGCCUUAAUCAAACUUAUGUGCCGGGAAACGCUGGUUUUCUGGCUCAGAGGUCAAGUGGACGAUGCACCACCACAUCUGUGUGUUUCUGCUGAGCCUGUACUGCUGUGGAUGUCUUCCAUGUGUGUCUGCUUGCAAACAAGAGCCAGAGACUCCCGACUGGAGGAUGACUCUGAAAACAAUCCGCAACGGAAUACACAAGAUUGACACGUACCUGAACGCAGCACUGGACUUGUUUGGUGGCGAUGACGGGUUGUGUCAUUAUAAGUGUAGUGAUGGUUACAAGCCGGCACCUCGUCCUGGAUACAAGAAGCCACCACCCAACGGAUGUGGCUCCCCCCUGUUUGGAUUUCAGUUUGACAUUGGCAUCCCAUCCAUGACCAAAUGUUGUAACCAACACGACCGUUGCUACGACAGCUGCGGCAGUGAGAAGCACGACUGCGAUGAGCAGUUCCAGGACUGUCUGGAGACCAUCUGCAGGAAUGUGCAAAGGACUCUGGGAUUGACCCAGAGUGUCCAAGCUUGUGAGUCAGCAGUGACCCUGCUGUUUGACGCUGUCAUGCACAUGGGAUGUAAGCCAUACCUGGACAGCCAGAGAGAGUCUUGUGUGUGUCAGUAUGAAGUGAAGAAGGAACUGUGACAUCGCCACAGGAUCAAGACUGUGAAAAGGACUGAUUCAAAGCACACCACUGACAGAAGGAUGCCAGCAAUAAUGUUUUCUUUCAGAUUUUCUCAGGGAUAGAGCUUCUUUGGCCCAUACUGACUUGUGUCCAUCACCUCCUUUUAUUGGAGUUUUUAAAUGUAGAGCUAUUAGACAAAGUGAAUGUGAAAAUACCUAGUGAACAGUUCAUAUCUAUAUUCAUGCAGUUAAUUAUUUAUAUUUUGUGUCGUGUGUUUGUCAUUUCAUGAACUGAAAACAGGGUCGUCAGAGUUUCUUUGACUUCUAGAUGCUUGGGUUGCACCCAACACUUUAUUUUAUGGGUUACUAAAUCCCUAAUUAUUCUCAAAGAAGGUUUGUGGUAAAAAAUGAAACUAUAUAAUGUGUGCCCCUUUUAUGGGUAAAACAGAGCAAUGUAAAUUGAACGGUUCUUACAAGGAAGUUCCUCUGGAGACAAGCAAAGCUUUCUAACUCAGCACAGCAAACGAAACUGACUAAAUUAACAGUUUCAGACCUUUGUCUUUAUUUUCCCUGUAACAAACACCAAAUUGAUUUAGUUCUAAGAAAACUUACAAUAAAUAAUUUAACCUAUAAUAGUUUGAAAUAAAACAUUACCUCAUGGUUCCCUUCUCUGUUAAUCCAAAUAGGAACAUGUUAUAAAAUGUAAUUAAAAAUACUGUCGCUCUUUGCAGCAUUUAAAACAAUCGUGGCUUUCCCUUUAGAAAAUGUGUAAAAUGUUUGUAUAACACAUGAUGGGGAAUGCACCAGUGCACUCAACUAAUACCAAUGUGAUAACACUGUGGAAUAAAUGUGUUGAA
This is a messenger RNA of Anoplopoma fimbria (sablefish), 1582 nucleotides long. RefSeq names its product phospholipase A2, group XIIA (gene pla2g12a). Gene Ontology annotation, molecular function: A2-type glycerophospholipase activity; calcium ion binding. Lineage: Eukaryota; Metazoa; Chordata; Actinopteri; Perciformes; Anoplopomatidae. Bases 171 to 746 code for a protein of 191 amino acids. Gene Ontology annotation, biological process: arachidonate secretion; phospholipid metabolic process; lipid catabolic process. The record is from RefSeq and is a predicted model, not a curated record. Gene Ontology annotation, cellular component: extracellular region. The transcript is spliced from 4 exons.